Raphanus sativus (radish) is the source of this 1182-nucleotide messenger RNA. RefSeq lists its product as uncharacterized. Lineage: Eukaryota; Viridiplantae; Streptophyta; Magnoliopsida; Brassicales; Brassicaceae. The record is from RefSeq and is a predicted model, not a curated record. The transcript is spliced from 4 exons. Bases 133 to 1032 code for a protein of 299 amino acids.
AUAUGACGGGCUGAGAAAAGCAAACAAAAAAGUUUAAUAAACAGGAAAAAAAAAUCUCAUAUCGAGUUCUGUGAGAUCUGCCUCCAAAAGAAAAAGAAAAAAAAAACUGCUAUCGGGAAGAAAAGGGGUAAAAUGAGGAUUAGGAAGAACAUGAAGCUGUCUUCGAUGCUUUUAGCGACAGCAGGUAACGGCGGAGAUAAACUGGAGACAUAUGUCUGUCCUCUUAACCAAUCUCCGUGGGAUGUGAUUCCUCUGACUUCCUCCCUCGACGACGACGAUGGUGCCGCCGAGUUAACUAACCUAAUUGACUCGUCUUGGUUUCUCCCUUCUCCGUCUUCUUCUCCUCCAUCCCUUACUCACCAGUUCGCUGGAGAAGAUAACUCUAACGGGAAUGUGAGCUUGGGCGAUUCAUUUGGCGCUUCACAAAGGUUAAAUGGCUCCGUCGGAAAUAAUCACAGCCUUGUCUCCGACGAGCGUCUUCACCACAUUUCGCCGGAGAAAUCGCCGGACGUUGAAGAUCCGAGCGACGACAGUGGCAAAAAAUCAUACUCCGCGGAGCCUCAUUCGCCGGUCAAAACCUCCGGCGACGACUACCAAGCGGCUGCGUCGGUGCCAGCGCCGCCUAAACGAGGACGGCCACGUGGUUCGGGCAAGAAAGCUCAAGCCUCCUCCACCGCCGCCGCCGCCGCAUCUAAUAAUCCGUACGAGUUUUACUAUUACUCUGGUUUCGGCCCACGGUGGGGGAGAAAAAGAGGCGGCUCCGGUGACGAGAAGAUAGUUCUGACUGAUAAUAAAAACGGUAGCGAAGAUAAUACGAGCAAAAAGAGUAGUAACAGCAGUGGUGAAGAGAGUUAUAAAACGGCGGCGUUUGAACAUGGGAGUAGCAGCUUCGAUAGGUUUGAGUUUAUGGAAGAGGACUAUGACGUUGUCGAUCAAAGCGUUGGAGAUGGGAAGAAGAUGAAGAGUACAAUGAAGAAGAUGAAGAGAGGGAGGAAGCCCGUAAAGGAAAGGUCUUUAAAAUCCCUCAUGUAAUAUAUAUUUAUGUUCUGUGAGGGCUUUUCUGUCUUUUUCGGUUAUCCUUUUUCUUUGUUGUUUGUUUUUUUGUCUGUAAUCAGAUUUCGUUUGUUUUAUUUAGUUCACAUUUGCAGUAAUGUUUUCAAAUCUAUGUUUGAAUUUGGUUAA